Molecule: messenger RNA, 958 nt
Organism: Amblyraja radiata (thorny skate)
Lineage: Eukaryota; Metazoa; Chordata; Chondrichthyes; Rajiformes; Rajidae
Product: zinc finger C2HC domain-containing protein 1B
Exons: 5
Coding region: 1-855 (284 amino acids)
Source: RefSeq, a predicted model, not a curated record
AUGCGGUAUAGCCAGAGCUCGGCGCUUGGGCACUCGGCAAUUGCGGCAGCCAGCGCAUGCAUCCUUGCGUCACCGCGCCUGGGCGUCUCGGGCCCGGGAGAUCCGAACCUUGUGGCGUGCAGAAAUUGUGGAAGGAACUUUGAACCCGACAGUCUGGCAAGACAUGAACCUAUCUGUACCAAAAUCAACAGGAAGAAGAAACGAGUGUUCAAUUCGUACAGGCAGAGAGCUGAGGGGACUGACGUCGGGCCAACGAGAGGAGCAUCAGUUGGGAAGAACAUCCCACCCCCGGUCUCACACUGGAGACAACAACAUGAGGACUUCAUCAGCACUAUCAGAAAUGCCAGGAUGACUACCGAUGCCAUGAAGAAGGGACUUCCUCUUCCUCCACCGCCACCACCCAGCAUUAACCCAGACUAUAUUGAAUGUCCCUAUUGCAACAGGCGUUUCAAUGACACAGCUGCAGAGCGACACAUCAGUUUCUGUAAGACCAACGUCAAUCGCAAAGUGGUGGCCAAGCAGUCUAUCCAGGCUCCAUCCACCCAGCCCAAAGCUCCGUCUCCCAAGGUGCAAGUGCAGAUGGCCUCUAAGCCAACAACAGGUCCCAGCAGAUCUUCCGCUGUGCCAUCAACCUCGCGUGAACCACCAAGGGCACCUCCUGUACGCUCGGCCCCUCCUGUACACUCGGCACCUCCUGCUCGCACCGGGCCAUCGGUUUACUCGCCACAACCAAUGAAGCCAACUCAACAGGUACAGAGCACAUUUGGUACAGAACACACCGGUACAGAACUCACCUGGUGCAGGGACCCUAGUUGGGACAAACACAACACCUGGGACAGGAAUCCUGCCCAAUAAGCAUUCUUAUUUUGCUGCAGCCCCAUUUGGUUGAGGGUAGCUGCUUCCACCAGCUCUGAGGUGAAAGGACAACUCCACAUGCGGGGCCAAGCACUGACAUGCA